AUGACAACCAUCAAGGAGAUGAAGGAACUCUUGGAAGUUGGGACGCAAAUGGGACUCAAGGAUGCAGAACUUCAACAGUUUGUGAACAAUGAACAGGCAAGACUUAGAGACGAACGUGAGAAAGAUCGUGCAGAACGUAUGGCUAAACAGGAGCGCGAAUAUCAGCUGGAACUCGAAUCCAUGAAGGAACAAAACGCUGAGGCUGAACACAAGAGGAAAAUUGAAGAAAUGGAAAUAGAUCACAGAUUUCAAAUGAUGGCAGCAGAGAGAUCACAUAAAGUUCUUGAGUCAACUGCGCUACAUCACACUGAAACACAACAACCUGUUAGAGGACCAAAAUUACCAGCGUUUGAUGAGGUAAAAGACAACAUCGACGCGUACAUACAGCGAUUUGAAAGAUACGCUAUCUCACAGCAAUGGCAAAGACAAAAUUGGGGAGCUCACUUGAGUGCACUUCUAAAAGGAAAAGCGUUGGAUGUGUUCGCUAGAUUACCACCAGACAGUGCGUUGGACUUUGAUGAACUUAAGAAAGCACUGAUGAAACGGUUUGACAUGACUGAGGAUGCAUUCAGAAAGAAAUUCAGAUCUUCAAAACCUGAUGGUAGUGAAACCUUUAUUCAGUUUUCAACUAGACUUGAAAGUUACAUGGAACGAUGGAUGGAGUUAUCGAAAACAGUUAAGACUUAUGAAGGACUCAAAGAUUUGAUGUUACGUGAACAAUUCAUUUUGUGUUGUAACAAAGAACUUUCCUUAUUCUUGAAGGAACGAAUUCCUCCUUCUAUUCAGGAUAUGGCCAGAUAUGCUGAUCAGUAUGUUGAGGCGAGAGCAACUUGUUCAUCAGCUGUUACCCAAAGACCGAUCUUCGACAAGAAAGUUUCCUUUGGAAAGCAAUUAUCUUUUCCAAGUUCUAGUGAAGGAACCAAAACCAGUGGUGGAAUCAAGUGUUUUAAUUGUGAUAAAUACGGACACAAGCAGUUUGAUUGUCCUUUGAGGAAGUCAUCAGCAAUUAAGACAAACACACAGGAAAAAUUUGAUAGACCACAGAAACCACAACAGGGAUUCAACAAAAAUGGACGUCGCUUUUCGCAAGGAAAAGAACACGACUCUUCUCAUGUUGGUGCGCAUAAGCCGCAAAGUGACAUUAAUUCAGUUGAUGAUGGAGUGAUGCCAGUUGUGAAAGGAUGUGUUGGCGAUAAACUUGUGACAGUGUUAUGA
Messenger RNA from Saccostrea cuccullata (small rock oyster), 1215 nucleotides. RefSeq lists its product as uncharacterized. Lineage: Eukaryota; Metazoa; Mollusca; Bivalvia; Ostreida; Ostreidae. The transcript has a single exon. Gene Ontology annotation, molecular function: zinc ion binding; nucleic acid binding. Bases 1 to 1215 code for a protein of 404 amino acids. The record is from RefSeq and is a predicted model, not a curated record.